AUGGCCGGCCACUAUGAUGGGCCGUUGGACAUGCCAAUUGAGCUGAUCUACCCGUUUGACGAUCUCCCUGAUGGAUCGACGAUCGUCGAUAUCGGCGGUGGCAAUGGCCAGAAUGUGAUCCGUCUGGUUAAGUUAUAUCCUCACCUCGCUGCCAUUGUACAGGACCACGUCAGUGUCAUAUCCAAUGCUGAAAAUACGGUCAAGGAAAGUUAUGGGGAGGAAAUAGUUGGCCGGAUUACUUGGGAGGCGCAUGAUUACUACGCCCAGCAGCCUCAGAAGGGAGCUGAUAUCUACUUAUUGAGCCACGUCUUGAUGGACAACAAUGAUGAAAAGUGUGUCAAGAUGAUUCAAGAAAUUGCGAAAGUCAUGGACCCAGCUAAGUCGAAGCUUUUGAUCCACGACUUCGUAGAUCUUCCGAAAACUGUUGGGGAGGGUACUCGUCUGAUUGACAUGCUCGAUCUACACAUGAUUGCAAGCCUCAACACUCAUUCUCGUACUGAAUUAGAGUUUGACAGUAUUAUUGAGCGUGCUGCUGGCGAUUUAGCUAGUCCAUUGAUAUCGUUUAGUGAUAUUACUUCCUUACGGAGUAUGACGGCGCCCAAUAUUUCUAACUCCUUGACUGCCGUUAUAUCAGGCACUGCUCUGCCGCUGAUUGAUAAGCAGGCCAUAGUUAACUACCUCGGUGCCUUAGCGGCAGGAGUUAUUGUCCUUUUUCUCUCCCUAAUAGCUGUUCACCAUAUUUUUACCAAGCUCCACGCCUAUAUAAAACUGCGCCAUAUACCCGGUCCGCCGUUGGCCCACCUCUCCAGCUGGCUGCAUCGGAGAGCUAUCUUACGUUAUACACCAGCUCAAUGGUAUCACGAUGUCAUUGAAAAAUAUGUCGCCAAAAUCGCACCCAAUCUCAUCGUUACAUCCUCGCCUGAAGUAUGGAUGCACGUUACCACCAAGCCUGGCUACCCUCGCUCCGAGUGGUUCUUCAGAGCCAUGCGUGUCGACUACCAGCAUGAUCAUCUUUUCUCACUAACAGAUACUGCCGAACAUGACCGGAGAAGGAAACUGCUAGGCCCUGGGUUCUACGGAACAGAAUGUUCCUACGAAUUAUAUAUCAAUGAGCGUCUUGAGGAAUUACUUCUUCUUAUCAGGUCCAAAUACUUGUCCUCCGACUCGAAGGUGGUGCCCAUGGACAUCGCAGCAAAGGUUCAGUAUUUUACCCAUGACGUUAUCACUGCCAUUACUUUUGGCAAGUCCUUCGAGAUGGUCCAAAAGGACGCUGAUACAAAUGAUUACAUCAAAUCCAUAAAAGAAGGAUUCCUAACCGCCAACAUUCUGGUUGUCUUCGGGCUUGCGAAAAUUUCUCAGUCAUCACUCAUCGGCCCAGCUCUAACUCCUGUAGCCACCGAAGAGACUGGAUAUGGAAAACUACUUGCAGUCUCUACCGAACUUAUAAAGGAGCGCGAGGCGAAUCCUCGCGAAAAACCAGAGGAUAUGCUCGACUCAUUUAUUCGGCAUGGUGUUAAAGGAGAUGCCCUGCGGUCCGAGGUUCUUGACGCUCUAGUCAUUGGGUCCUUCGGACCUUGCUACUCUAUCUGCUCAGUGAUUCUACACACCUUAGCAAAUCAGGACGUCCUCACUAAACUCCGGUGCGAGAUUAAUGAGGCAGUUGCUACAGGUAAGGCGCCCCGGACAGGGGAGGGGCUUAUCAGCUUUGCCCAAGCCAAGCAACUUCCAUACCUGCAAGCCGUGAUUCGUGAGUCACAGCGAAUGCUGCCGCCUAUAAUUGGCCUUUUCCCUCGCGACAUUCCUCCUGGGGGAGACUUUGUCACUGUCGCGGGCAAGACUAUAUUCCUGCCUGGAGGCGCAUAUAUUGGACGAUCGGUGUAUAGCAUGUUCCAUUGUAAAGAAACUUACGGCCAAGACGCCGAUAAAUUCCGUCCAGAGCGCUGGUUUGAAGCUGACGACGCUAAGCUUGCAAAUAUGAUUCGUGUAAACGAACUUAUGUUCAACCACGGGAAAUACCAAUGUAUGGGAAAGGUGAUCGCUCAGAUGGAAAUAGCGAAGGCCGUGUUUGAGGUGAGUGUCGAAAUUGUCAGCAGACAUAGCCAUAUUGCUAACAGUGUGGAUGGCCAGUUACUACGGGAAUUCGAUUUUGACGUUGUUAGUCGAGACAAAGACCCCUGGAAGACAAUUGAUAUGUUUGGGAUUUGUGGCGUGUCAGAUUUUUGGGUACAUGUAAAGAGCGUUGAAGGAAAAACACAAAUAUAA
Messenger RNA from Trichophyton benhamiae CBS 112371, 2262 nucleotides. RefSeq names its product cytochrome P450 monooxygenase, putative. Gene Ontology annotation, molecular function: monooxygenase activity; iron ion binding; heme binding. The transcript is spliced from 6 exons. Lineage: Eukaryota; Fungi; Ascomycota; Eurotiomycetes; Onygenales; Arthrodermataceae. Bases 1 to 2262 code for a protein of 753 amino acids. The record is from RefSeq and is a predicted model, not a curated record.